CGCUGCGGCUCUCCCGCGCCGGCCCCGGCCCCGCCACUCGCCCGGGCAGCCUCAUUCCGCCGGGAUGACGGGCCCGUCGCCGCUUCUCACCCUCCUGGCCUGGGGGGCCGGACUCUUCCUCCUCCUCCUCCUCCUCCCGCCCCCCGCCACCGGCAAGGCUCCGGGCCGGGAGGUCGCCGCGGCGGGCCGCCGUUUCCGCCGGGCGUCGCCGCCGGGGCCCCCGUCGGAGGCGGAGAUGCUGCCGGCCGCGGGGCCGGAGCCGGCGGGGGCCGAGCCGCUGGCCCGGGCGGUGGGACGGCUGCUGGAGGCCGGCCGGCAGCGGGAGCGGGAGCGGGAACGGGAGCGGGAGCGGGAAGCCCGCUACCUGGCCGGCUUGCUGCGACUGUGGAGCGAGCUGGCCCCCGGGCCCGGACCGGACGGCGGCCCGCCCCCCGACCCCGACUACGAGGACGGCGGCCCGGCCCGCGGCCCCGGGCCCCCGGAGCCUCCGGGGCUCCCCGGGCCCCCGCUGGCCCAGCUGGCCCGGGCGCUGCUGCUCGGCCGCUCCCGGCAGGAGGAAGGCGCGGCCGGACCGGGACCGGAGGAGCCGGACGAGGACGAGGACGAGGACGCCGAGCUGGACCCCGAGCUGCUCCGGUACCUGGUGGGCCGCAUCUUGUCCGGCCCGGGCGAGCCCUCCGCCCCGCACGCCGCCCGCCGGGACCCGCGGCCCCGCCGCCUCCGCCGGGACCUGCGGUCCGAGCGGCCCCCGGGGCCCGACCCCGCCUCGCUGCUGAGAGUCAAGAGGCUGGACGGCGGCGAGGAGCCCGGAGCCUCCGGCCGGACGAGGCCCAAACGGGGCCCGCUCCACCCCGGGGCCGGCCUGGCCCAGCAAGUGCAGCGCUACCGGCCCCACUGAGGCCCCAGGGGCUUCCCCCGAAGCCCCCGUCCCCUCCGCCGGGAACCGCCACCCCCGGGGGAGGAGACGGCCACGUGGCCCCCGUCCUUCCCGCCCUCCCGUGUCCUCCCCCCUCCUCGGGCCCCUCUCCGUCGCCCGGCCCCCCCCCCCCCCCCCGCUUCCACUCCGCCUCCCCUCCGUGUGUGUGCGUGUACGUGUGUGGCCCACCCACUGUGAGUGUCCAGCGCCUGACCGGUUCGGUGUCAAUAAAACAGCCCGACAGGUAUUUUACCGUA
Ornithorhynchus anatinus (platypus) is the source of this 1173-nucleotide messenger RNA. It is a transcript of the gene PCSK1N, whose product is annotated as proprotein convertase subtilisin/kexin type 1 inhibitor. Gene Ontology annotation, biological process: negative regulation of endopeptidase activity. The record is from RefSeq and is a predicted model, not a curated record. Lineage: Eukaryota; Metazoa; Chordata; Mammalia; Monotremata; Ornithorhynchidae. Gene Ontology annotation, molecular function: endopeptidase inhibitor activity. Bases 65 to 898 code for a protein of 277 amino acids. The transcript is spliced from 3 exons.